CAACACUGAACUUGAAUACCCGUCAUGUUCUCGAGACCUCUUACGGUAUCGCUAUCAUGGACUCUGCUCCUCGGGCUACUUUUUCACAUAACAUACAUUAUGUCUGUUUUCGACUGCUACUUUACAAGCCCGGUUGUACAUGGCAUGGAGCACUUUAGCGCGGGAACCGCGGAAGCAAAGCGUCUCGUUCUAUUCGUAGCGGAUGGAUUGCGGGCAGACCUGCUGUAUAACCUAAAACCGUUUCCUGCUAUACCCGAUUCUCCUGAAAUCGUCGCGCCCUACCUUCGUGGCAUAGUCGAAACACGAGGAGCAUUUGGUGUAUCGCAUACGCGAGUGCCGACCGAGAGUCGACCUGGGCAUGUUGCAAUUAUCGGAGGGAUGUAUGAGGAUGUGUCGGCGGUAACGAAGGGAUGGAAAUCCAAUCCGGUCGACUUCGAUUCGGUGUUUAACCAGUCUCGCUACACGUUCUCGUUUGGGUCACCGGACAUCUUGCCUAUGUUCGCUAAAGGUGCUGUUCCAGGUAGAGUGAAAACUUGGUCGUAUAAUGAAGAGGACGAGGACUUCACUAGAGAUGCGACGGAGCUGGACGUAUGGGUCCUGGACCAGUUGGAAACCCUCUUUAGGAAUGCUUCAUCAAACGCUGCACUGGACGCGGACUUGCGUGAGGACAAAGUGAUAUACUUCCUUCAUUUAUUAGGGCUCGACACGACUGGACACUCGUACCGUCCGCAUUCAAAGGAAUAUAUGCAAAACAUACAAGUUGUCGACGGGAUCGUGGAGAAAACAGAGAGGCUCUUUAAUGAAUUUUUCCAAGACGAUAAGACGAGUUUCGUCUUCACAGCGGACCAUGGCAUGUCAAAUAUCGGGAAUCAUGGUGAUGGGAAUCCGGACAGUACACGCACGCCACUCAUCGCAUGGGGCGCAGGAGUCCGUGGACCGUUGCCAGAUUCGCGUCCUUCCUCACACGAUGAAUAUUCGCGUCCAUGGGGUCUCUCUCACCUCGUUCGACGCGAUGUUGAACAAGCAGAUCUUGCAUCAUUAAUGAGCACACUGCUCGGCAUUAACUUCCCUGCUAACUCUGUUGGCGUUCUGCCCGAUGUCGAUGUUGAACACACUGGAUAUUUGAAACUUAGCGAAGAAGAUGCAGUAGUAAAGGCUGCCGUUGCAAAUGCAAAAACCAUCCUUGAACACUACCGAGUAAAGCAUAGGCUCAAGGCGAUGAAGAAGAUUUUCUUCAUUCCGUUCCCGGGCCUUGCAACGCGAGACGCGCAUGGCUCUCCGGGCUCGGGUCAUCUCUUGCGCAUCGAACAACUGUUGUACGCACAGAAAUGGAGAGAGGCCCGCAAGGAGACUGCCGAACUAAUACGACUAUCGCUCGAGGGUUUGCGUUAUUUAGAAACGUAUGAUCGCGUCAUGCUGCGAGUGAUUGUCACCGUAGGCUACCUCGGCUGGUCUGCCUUCAGUGCGACGGCGCUUCUCAUGAAGCACUUGGGAGAAUCUUCGACUAAAUCUCCUGGAUCAAGUCUCCUUAUUGACUUUUCGACAUUAUGCAUAUUGCUUGCGUUCUUCGGAUUGUUUGUACUGCAAGGCGAACCAUGGUCAUAUUAUCUAUAUGUCGCUUUCCCGUUAUAUUUCUGGCGGACGGUCGCUUUCCGUGUCUCCCAUUUCUACGCAAGCAGUAAUCCGUCGGGAUCUUGGACGACCCUUUCAUUGUCUGACAAGGGCGUCCGUAAUGCUGUAUGGAUAAUUGUCACAACGUUCGCAGCGCUGCAGGCAAUGGUGUUUGCUUAUAAACAUCGCUCUAUUUGGAGCGUCGGUUUUGUUGCCAUGGCCUUCCUAUGGCCCUUGCUCGCUUGGCCUACAAAUGUUACGAAAACGAAGCCAUAUCUCGUAUAUAAAUGGAUGGUUACUUGCCUCAUUUGUGCGGUCUUUCCUCUUAGGAAUGUGGAGCAAAGUGAGGACCUACGUGUAAUCGUAUCUGGCGGCCUUGCGAUGCUAUCUUCUGGCUUAUACGCGAUUGAUAAGAUAGGGCAUCGAAACUCCAGAAGCCAACAUAUGGCUCAGCUUACUCUCACUCUUCUAGCCUUGUUUGUUACAGGUGACUCCGCCCGUCGUCUUACGGCAAAAGAAGGGCUUCCCCUGGUUAAUCAGGUCCUUGGUUGGGUUAUCCUCGUAACAUCUGCAUUUCUCCCACUGCUUUUCCCUUUCCGCGCCCAACCACGGUCUGCCAAGCUCCUGACGUUGUUCCUAGCUUUCGCACCAUGCUUUAUUCUGCUCUCAAUCUGCGCAGAGGGCCUAUUUUACCUUGCCUACUGCGCUGCGCUGAUCGUCUGGGUAGAGGCGGAAGCAACAGUCCGGAAAGCGAGUACUACUGCUCGCAGAUCCAGCACGGAUGGGGAUGCUGCGAAUGUUUCUAAAAGUUCCUCGAAAAUUUUGCGGGAGUACAACCUAUGUGCAGACGACGUGCGCAUUGCGCUGUUCUUCCUAUUUUUCGUCCAGGUUGCAUUUUUUGGAACAGGAAAUGUUGCAUCGAUAUCCUCAUUUUAUCUCGAGCCUGUUUAUCGUCUCGUUCCUAUCUUCAGCCCGUUCAUCAUGGGGGCUCUUCUGAUAUUCAAGAUCAUUGCUCCAUACGUGAUGCUGUCUGCGGCGCUUACAUCUCUUAGCCAAGACCUCAACAUGCCGCCUUUUGCGCUGUUCCUCGUUGCUCUUAGCCUUACCGAUGGAAUGACCAUCACAUUUUUCUUGAAUGUAACCGAUACGGGUUCAUGGCUCGAGAUCGGACAAAGCAUCAGCUUCUUCGUCAUCACGUCACUGCUUCUUCUAUGGUCUGCGGGAAUCUGUGCACUUGGGGCUUGGCUUAUGCGAGAUGUCUCGUCUUCUGCAGAAGGAAAGAAAAUCAAACGAUUAUAG
Fomitiporia mediterranea MF3/22 is the source of this 2910-nucleotide messenger RNA. RefSeq names its product PigN-domain-containing protein. The record is from RefSeq and is a predicted model, not a curated record. Bases 25 to 2910 code for a protein of 961 amino acids. Lineage: Eukaryota; Fungi; Basidiomycota; Agaricomycetes; Hymenochaetales; Hymenochaetaceae. Gene Ontology annotation, cellular component: endoplasmic reticulum membrane. Gene Ontology annotation, biological process: GPI anchor biosynthetic process. The transcript has 19 exons. Gene Ontology annotation, molecular function: mannose-ethanolamine phosphotransferase activity.